CGUCGUCGUCCGCGCGUCCGUCCGUCCGCGCGUCCUCUCCGCGAGAUGGAGCGGCUCGAGCGGAUGUUCAACGAGGCCGCGGCUCGCGCCGCGCCGGCGUCCGCGCGCCGCCCGCUCCCCGGCGAGAGCGACAGCGACGACGACAAACCGGACCCCACGGCCGCGGAGCGCAUCGUCCGCGCGCACGCGGACGGCGACUUCUUCACCGCGCUCGGGCUCCCGCUCCCGGACUGCGACGACGCGGGGAAGCCGGUGUGGGACGUCCCGGACGGCGUCGUGAGCAAGGCGUUCCGCAAGGCGUCGCUGCGCGUGCAUCCGGACAAGAACCCGAGCGAGGAGGCGAAGAUCGCGUUCGACAAGCUCUCGGACGCGAACCGCGCGCUGCGCGACCCCGCGCGCCGAGGCGAGGCGCUCCGGAAAUUCGCGACGAAGGCGUUCAACGAGAAGUGCCGCCUCGACCCGGGGUUGAUGUUGCGCGCGAAGAAGGCGCAGGAGAGAAGGGACGCGGAGGGGUAUCACGAGGAGAUUCAGCGGCAGCAGGAGGCGCACCGCGAGCGCAUCGCGGCGAUGAAGGCCAAGGCGGCGGCCUUUAGGAAGCGGCACAGGGAGGACGACGACGACGACGACGACGCGUCGGUCGGCGACACGAGCUCGGACGACGACGACGAGGAGGAGGACGCGAAAGAGAAGGAGCGGGCGGCGGAGGCGGAGAGAGCCGCGAAGAAGAGGGCGAAGGCGGCGGAGGAGGCGGCGGCGAAGGCGUCGACGGAGGGCGGCGGCGGCGGCGGGAACGGCCGAAAAGCGCGUCCGGGGGCGAGGAAGAAGGUGGCGAGCGCGAGCUCGGACGACGACGACGACGACGCCGGACUCGCGCGGCCGGUGCUCGGCGCGAAGGGACGCGGCAAGCCGAAGUUCAUCAUGUGA
This is a messenger RNA of Micromonas pusilla CCMP1545, 924 nucleotides long. RefSeq lists its product as uncharacterized. The record is from RefSeq and is a predicted model, not a curated record. The transcript has a single exon. NCBI's taxonomy places the organism in Eukaryota, Viridiplantae, Chlorophyta, Mamiellophyceae, Mamiellales, Mamiellaceae. Bases 46 to 924 code for a protein of 292 amino acids.